Messenger RNA from Cladophialophora psammophila CBS 110553, 7710 nucleotides. RefSeq lists its product as uncharacterized. NCBI's taxonomy places the organism in Eukaryota, Fungi, Ascomycota, Eurotiomycetes, Chaetothyriales, Herpotrichiellaceae. The coding region runs from base 1 to 7710 and encodes 2569 amino acids. The record is from RefSeq and is a predicted model, not a curated record. The transcript has a single exon. Gene Ontology annotation, cellular component: nucleolus; small-subunit processome; 90S preribosome.
AUGGCUUCGACCCCGGCAAACCUACAUCGAUUCGAGCCCUUCACGAAGCGAAUAGCACGGUUAAAGAUUGACCCUGUACAUACUGUGGAAAAAAGGAAGCCUUCGAACAAUGAGAACGACCCUCUACAAAGCUUUUUCCACGCUGCAUUGGAAGAAUGGGCGGAACUGAACUUGUCUCGCACAUUCACCGACUUCCUCAGCCAGGCGGGUCCGCUAUGCGAGAGUCUGCCCCAGUUACUUCACCAUGCAGAUGCUGUCUUCGAGAUCCUUGUUGACCACAUCGGAAAAAGGGAUGAACUUGCCCUCGAACCUCUUCUCAGUCUUCUCACCCACCUUGCCCAUGAUCUCGGACAAGGCUUCGAGCGAUACUUCUCAAGAACUGUGCAACUGAUUGCGGAAAUUGCUGCCACUCAUGAGAAGGCUGAGGUUGUUGAAUGGUGCUUCACCUGCCUUGCGUGGAUAUUCAAAUACCUGUCCAAAUUGCUCGUGCACGAUCUGAGGCCCCUGCUCGAUAUCAUGACACCAUACCUCUCCUCCAAAAAAAGUUAUAUUGUUCGCUUCAGUGCAGAAUCGCUGGCCUUCCUGCUCAGAAAAGCCGCCGCGCGAUUUGAAAAGAACCGCGCGCACACACCCUUGUGCCUCGCAAUCGAGCAUCUUUUGGACAGACUCACACAAGAAGAUGGUUGCAAAACCCUCGGUUCAUAUCAAAUGGGUGUCACGAGUCUUUGCGUUGAGAGUGUUCGUGGGAUUGAUGGACAGUUGCACUCGUGUGCUGUGCCCCUGGUGCGGUGCCUGUUGUAUCGCUUCUUCCAUCCAAGUAAACAUGAGCGAAUUUGGCGGGCUGUGGAGAGUGUUCUGAUUGCCCUCAUGCAUGAGACAAAAAGCGCCGCGUUUCGCCCAGUUCUGGUGGAUGUUCUGGACGUCACAAUGCAUUUUGCUAUGUCCAAAGAUGUCAAUCAGUUGGCUCUCACUCUGAGGCUUCUGCUUGUUGUCUUAGCGACGCGAAGGGGUUCAAGGGUUUCUUCUUGGGCGGAUUUCAUCGAGACCUUUCAAGCAGUAGUUGCAGCUGUACAGAUCCUCAAUGAGGACGAUUACGGCUUCCGUGCAGUCGUCGCCCUUUUUAUCGCCAGCAUUCUUCAAUUUGCGCCGAUGGAUCAGUUGUUGCCCUUCUCCCAGAAGUUGUUGGACUUUGCCGCAGAGCGGUUUUCCCCGCAGGAGUUCUUCACCUUCUCUAAAAUUUGUGCAGAGCUUGGAAAGGAGAGAUUCACCGACCUUGUUCUCCCACGACUCCAACAAUACAUUUCGACGCAUUGGUCCGAGGAUGAGGUGAGUCUUUACUACAUGCUGGAAUGCUUAGGGCAAAGGCAGAUCAACUUUGGUGGGUCGGGGAGCGCCGGCUCGAUAACUUGUCCUGCGGAUUUUGGAGAUUUCAUCCUCGGGCAGCUCUCUAUGGAAGGACGAGUUGAGAAUGGAUCUACCAUCGAACAACUUGCUGGACGGCUUCGCUUCGUCAAAGCCGCUUGCGUUUUCGCGGACUCGGAAACUACAGCUAGGGUCCUUGACGCCUACCACAAUCUGCUGGUAGGCGUCUUAGAAGAUACCGACAGCGACCUCGACCUUCGUCAACGCGUAAUCCUAGGCUGGGGCUUUGACUCCUACCUCCAAAUCACACCAUCUGCUGACCAGCGGCUCAAAGAGCUUGCUUUACUUGUUCCGAAAACGUCCGCGGUUCGUUUUCGCUUGCCAGCUUUUGUACACGCGGUAAGCCGUCUGUUCAGGAAAGUGCCUGCAGUGGAAGGUAUGGAGUCUCGACUCUUCAACAACAUCCGCCAUAUCCUUCUCCAAAAUCUAUUGGCCACGUCUCCUGAUUUGAAGAAGGGAUCUCUGGAGCUGCUUCCUGCGCUUGGCGGGUCGAAUAUCAAGCAAUGGCUCAUUGAAACUACGGAUUUAAUGCUUGAUAUUCUCAGUAUCCCCUACACUCCCAGCGAGGCUCGAAAAAUCUCAAUGCUGCUAAGACGGCUUCCGAGGCAACAAAAGAGUGUGCCUCCAGACUCUGUGUUCCAAGAUUUGAUACCUUUUUUCUGCCUCGGCUUGCUGUCACGCUACUACGACCAAACAAGAAUAGAAGUUUGCAAUGUGCUCGCCCAAGUGGUACAGUCGACACCGACCGAGGAAUCCGCCGUCAACGUGGCUAUUCAGUGGCUCCAGUCUCCUGCCGAUCUAACGCAAUCGUCUCAACAUGAUCCCCAGGCAGCAAAGUCUCUACCGUCCUCCCCUGAAUGCUCAGACGUCGAUCAACUCGCAUUAUUGUGCCUAUCAACCAUGGACGAUUUUCGCAAUUCCAGUGAGAGAUUCCGCACCACUAUUCAAGACGCGCAUCGCUUAGAAACACCCAGAACACCUCAGAAUGGUCGAUCAUUAGCUCUCCAGGUGUUGGCAACAGUACCUGCUUCAGCUGAGCGCCGUUCUCGCUUACUGGUGCCAAUCUUCCUUGCUGCACCAUUCAGCCGCGCUCAAAUGCACCCCGAGCCCAGCUCGGACGCUUCCACGUCGUCGCACACAUUAAGCCCCGAUCCUGACGACCACGCGUGGUCCCUUACGGACAGGAAGGCAAUGUUGGCCUUGUUCGGAAAAUUUGUCAACCCUCGUGUCCUCUACAGAUCUUCCGAAGUCCAUGAAAAGCUCGUCGAUCUCUUGGGCAACGGAAAUGAGGACAUUCGAAAACUCGCGCUUCUGGCCAUAUUGAGGUGGAAAGAUCCUGUGCUCAGCCGAUACGAGGCUAUGCUGCUCCCCCUGGCCGAAGGCAAGUCAACAACAUCGGAUAUAGGUACACUUUUGGUUUCCGAGGAGGAAAAUUCUAUCAGGCCAGCUGAACGGAGCAGUGUCCUUCCUGUUGUACUCAAGCUCAUCUUUGGCAUCAUCGUGGGGCGAGCAGGAACGUCAGGAUCUCAAGACGCCCGGAGGAAAUCAUUGUUGCGUGUUCUCUUGCGACUGUCCGAGGACGAAGUCUCAAUCUUUCUUGACAUUGCUCUUGGCAAACUGAGAGAUGCCAAGGUCAAAGAAGGCCAUCCUACUCUCAUGGCCCUCGAGCAAGUGCAUGUCCCGGAAGACCAGCAAUAUGGGUUUCUUCGAUUGCUACUGUCGAUGCUGGAGAUAUUCCAGAGUGGAUUUGCCCAGUACGGUCAGCAGGUCGUCGACGCGGUUGUCUUCUGCGUCAUCCAAGCUUCUCGUCAAAAUCAGACCGUGGUCAAGCAAAACAAUACAGCAGCGCUAUCACGAAGUAUCCGACGAACAGGCUUCCAAUGUCUUGUUAUGCUUUUUGAACAUUGUCCAGAUGUGAACUGGCCUUUGUAUCUUCGCGAUCUCUUUGCCGAUGCAAUCAGUCCACGUCUCGACAUAUUUGCCUCGGAGACAACCCAGGGUAUCUCUGGUCUGCUAUGCCUGUUUGCAACUUGGGCUCAUUCAUCUAAUCAGAUUGGCUACCUUGGGGAGUAUGAUCGACGACUUCCCGGGGUCCUUUGGCAGACACUGGCUGCGCGUUCAACGCCAGACGAGGUGAAGCUGUUCAUACUUAAUGAAAUUGUCCUUCCGUGGACUGGUCUGUCUGAAGCUGAACCAUCUGUGCCAAACAAGGCCCACGACCUCCUCAAAACCGAAUCAGAUGGCCUCUUGACCUCUCUCGCGGCCUUACUCGAGCGGACACCUCCUAAGGCUAUCCUUGCUGCAGUGACAACGGUCCUGCCCAAAGUUGCCCCAGUUGCGGAGUCUCCAGGAUCCCGGCAGUCUAUUCUCAAGUUAUUGACGACUCUACUCUGUGAUGAUGGUCUUAAGUUAUCCCCGAAGGUCCGGGGUCAACUGCUCCUCUCGGUCCAUAGCUUUCUGGCUGUCGAUGACACCUUGGAGCAAAAUUUGCACUUGAAGCUUUUAGCACCCAUUUCGUCUUUGUUCAACUACUUCAAGGACCAUGCUAGUCGUCAAGUGCUAUGCGAAGUCCUGGAACAAUUGUCCACUUCCAACCGAGGUUUAGCUCACAUUGCACGACUGUGCAAAGACUUGAACGCCAUGUCCUCGCAACGGCUCGAAGAGAUUGAUUACGAAAAGCGACUGCAAGCUUUUCAAUCAAUCCAAAUUCUGGAGUUGGACAAGGUCGGUUCGGUGUGCCAGCCCAUUAUUUACAACUUGCUGUUUUUCCUGAGAACGAGUGAGGAUUUCACCAUAAGAUCAAAUGCAUUGGAAUGCGUUAAAAAGUUGAUUAUCAAAGCCCUCGAGACAGGCAGGCCGGACUUGGACAGUUUGAUAGUGAGUUCUAUCGUUCCAGUGGCAAAGAAGUGCAUGAGACAUGAAUCGGAACUUGCGAGGGCAGAUUUCGUCGCUCUACUUGGUCUUCUGGUACAGCACGCAGGCAACAACGAAGAAUUGGCGAACAUGACACCUCUCCUGGUUGGGAACGACGAGGAAGCGUCGUUCUUCUCGAACAUUCUGCAUAUCCAACAACACCGUCGUCUCCGCGCCAUUCGACGGCUUGUCUCUGAGGUCGAGAAAGGGUUGAUCAACACCACGAACAUCGUGGAGAUCUUUAUCCCUUUGUUGGAGAUGUUUGUCUAUGACACAGGCACGGAUGAGUCAGCCCAGAGCGCGAAAGGCCAAAGCAUCACUGCGAUAGGCACUCUUCUUGAAUGGAUCGACUGGAAACACUUCAAGGCGCUGUUCCGCCGGUACAAGAGUGACCUCGACGUAACCGGCAGCGAGCAAAAGGCAACCAAUCGACUUCUUGCGCAUGCUGCUGAUGCGUUGUUGUCAGCGAAUGGCCCUCGUAGAGAAGACUCUGGACCAGAAGAAGGUCGACUGAUAUCUCGCCUCGCAGAAUCGCUUCCGGAGAAAGCUAUUGUGGAGCAGGAGUUGAAGCUUCACUUCAUACCCAAACUUGCAGAGCUUGUCCAUUACAAAGACGAGGCUGAGAUAAGCUUUCGUCUACCUAUCGCGGUCAUCGCGGUGAGGCUCAUCACUCUGCUACCACCGCACGAGAUCCCAGUUGUCGCUGCGCCGGUAACCCUCGAUAUCGCCCAGAUCCUCAGAAGCCGGGCUCAAGAAUCCCGCGACGCUGCGCGCAAGGCACUCUGCGACGUUGUCCUUCUGCUCGGUCCCAGCAGUUUGCAAUUCAUGCUCAAAGAAAUGCGCACAGCCCUUACAAGAGGUUAUCAGCUCCACGUGGUGUCUUAUACCCUCCAUGCAAUUCUGGUAGCGCUGGUUCCUCAAAUCAAACACGGUGAUCUGGACUAUUGCGGCGAAGCCCUUGUCUCCGUCAUAAUGGAUGACAUUUUCGGGGCCGUGGGGCAAGAAAAGGACAAUCAAGAUUACACCAGCAGCAUGAAGGAAGUCAAAAGUAGCAAGAGUUUCGAUUCGAUGGAACUCCUAGCACGAUCGAUAAGCGUACUCUCCGUGUCCAAGCUCGUGGCACCAAUUCAGACGCUGUUGUCGGGUACGCUGACGGCAAAGCAAGUACGGCAGGUUGAUGAACUUCUCCGGAGGAUUGGCAGUGGGCUUUCACAGAACCCGUCUACCAACAAGCGAGAUGUCUUGACAUUCGCAUACCAGCUAAUUCAAUCGCUGUACCGACAAGAAGAGGGUAGUCAGGUCCAGGCGCCUACCAAUGACGAGAAGAACCGGCAGAGAUAUCUCGUUCAAUUAUCAUCAGCAAGUGAAACAACUCAGAGCCGCAGUUCGGCCUUGUUACACAAGCUUGCUAAAUUCGCACUAGACUUGGUGAGGUCUACGCUACAAAGAUCUACUGAGGUUCUGUCAGUCGAGAAUCUACACGGCUUUCUUCCCAUUGUAGGCGAUGCUCUGGUCGAAGGUCAAGAGGAUGUCAAGAUUUCCGCAUUGCGUUUGUUGUCUGUCAUCAUCAAACUCCCAAUGCCCGAACUUGAGCAAAACUCACCCCUGUAUGUUAGCGAGGCUGUCAAGGUCGUGAGAAUCUCGUCAAGUACCAACGAAGAAGGGGCGCAGGCUGCGCUGAAACUGAUAGCUGCGGUUCUCCGUGAGCGCAAGAGCAUCAAGGUCAAAGAAUCAGAUAUCGCCGAGCUUCUUCAACGUGUCGCUCCGGACAUCGAAGCACCCGACAGACAAGGGGUGACGUUCAACUUCAUCCGGGCAAUCAUGGGAAGAAGGAUUCAGUUACCCGAGGUCUACAACCUGGCGGACAAGAUCGGUGUCAUGAUGAUCACAAAUCAGACAAAAGAAGCACGAGAUGUUGCGAGAGGGGUCUUUGUCCAUUUCUUGGUUGAGUAUCCGCAAAGCUCUUCGAGAUGGUCGAAACAACAGAAAUUUCUCAUGAAGAAUCUCCAAUAUGAGCACCCUGAGGGUAGACAAUCUGUGAUGGAAGCCAUCAAUAUCUUGAUUGGGAAGAUCAAAGGGCAAAUGGCACAGGAACUGAUCUCGGCGUUCUAUCUUCCAAUCCUCCUUCGAAUUGUUAACGACGACAACGAAACCUGUCGACAGCUUGCCGGGGCUCUACUGGGCCGGCUUUUCACCCUAGCAGACCGGGAUCACCUGAACGAUAUGAUUGAACCUCUCAACAACUUGAUAGAUCAAGAGGAGAACAGCGCAUUAAAGAAACUGAGCAUGCAGGCAUACGCUAUCCUCUUAGACACGGAUGUGUCAUUAACUCGAGAAGAAGUUAACAAAAUUCGAAGCAACAUUGCCAAAUCUCUCGAAGCAACAAGCGUGACCGACAAGGACGAUUGGGAGCUCCGCUUUCAGGUGCUACUACUCCUGUUGAAGUUGGCAAGGUCGUAUCCAGGCAAAGUAUUAACUCAGAAGCAGGCCUCUCUAUGGUCACAUGUGUGGACAUCAUUGACCCACUCCAACCCAUGGAUACAAAGCACUUCAGCAGACUUGACCAUUCAGUUCUUCGGCCAAUGCAUCUCGGUGAGGGGUUCGAGGCUUCCGCUUACCUGUGAGCAUGGCCUUUCCAUGGAUUCAGAGGGAUUGCUCGGGAUCUUGAAAGCUAGCACUCGGAUCUUGCGUCGUACAACCGGCAAUGAAGACCUCAGCGCACAAAUGGAGCAGAUUCUUUUAUUUCUGGGUCAAUGUUUGGAGGAAAACUUGCUGACGAUCGAGGUUAACCAGAAACCCGGCGAUGUGGGAGAUUUUGAAGAAGAGGAUGGGGCCAUCGCCGAAGGGAAGACCAGAGGAAUUCCAGCCACCCAAUAUCUCCUUGAUCAACUCGGGCGCAUUCUGCGCACGGAAACGGCAACACUGACAUCCCCGGCGCUGCUCCCCAAGAAGUCAUCGCUACGGCUCCUCUCAAAUCUCAUCCCAAUUCUCUCGGUAGCUAAUCUACCGAAUUUGCAAAUCAAAGCCAUUCUGGUGUCACUUCAGCAUAUGACUGACACGAACACAAUCCGCCCUCGGUCGGCAGACCCGACCUUCGGUGCCGCGUAUCAGAAUCUCGUCGAGCUCGCUCAUACAGUGAUGUCAAGGCUGCAGGAGAAACUCGGAGAUGCAGAGUACGUCAGGGCGGUGACAGAGGCAAGCAAGAUUAUGCGUGAGAGGAGGGAAGAUAGAAGAACCAAACGACGAGUUGAGCGGGUAGCGGAGCCGGAAAAGGCGGCGAGAGACAAGAAGAGGAAGACCGAUCGGAAAAAGGAGAGGCGGCGGGAAAUAGGCAGAGCGCACCAGAAGAGAAGGAGGGAGGUUGGCAUGUCAUGA